Messenger RNA from Choloepus didactylus (southern two-toed sloth), 1110 nucleotides. Its product is annotated as basic salivary proline-rich protein 1-like. The record is from RefSeq and is a predicted model, not a curated record. NCBI's taxonomy places the organism in Eukaryota, Metazoa, Chordata, Mammalia, Pilosa, Megalonychidae. The transcript has 5 exons. Bases 1 to 1110 code for a protein of 369 amino acids.
AUGAUGGAGAGCUUCUGGAAUUUCCUGCAGCUGGAGAGCGCGGCCGGCCGGGGGAGCGAGUUGAGCGCGCGGCUUGGGAAGGGGCGCCUCCGCGGCCGGGUUUGGGGGAGACCUCCCCAGCCGCCCUCAGACCGGGUGCGAGGAGAGCGGCAGCACCUCCCCUCCCCCGCCGCUCUUUUCGGGUCUGGCGGGGGUCCAGUCCCGCUUCCCCCGGCCUGGGCCGCGGAGACAGGCCAGGUGCAGUCCGCGCCCCUCCCCCAGCCUCCUGGUUUCCCUCUCCGCCCGUCACCUCCUCCAGGAGUCAGAUGCUCCGCGCGGCCGCCUCCUCUGAGAGGGGGCGGGGGUGGCCCGCCAGGUAUGUUUGAGAAGGCGCAGGCAUCCCGAGAAAGAACAAGUCGCCUUUUGUACGCGUCCAGCCCGGGGAUGGGCUGGGCCCUCUCUGGGGGAUCCCCUGUUUCCGCACCCAGCUCCCCGCCCACGGACAGCGCCUCAGCCCGGCCCGCUGCGGGCCUUCACCUGGGGGCGCGGCGAGGCCGGCUGGGCGCCCCCUCCCGGGCACGGGCGCUGAGUACCCGAAGCCCUGACUCCGCCCCUCGUGACAUCACCCCAGGUACUACCAAUCUCCAGGAGCCCUGCCCGCCGGCGGCCCGCCCCUUCCAAGGCGCCGCUCCCCGGUGUCCCGGACGCGCGGGGGGUGAAGGAGAGGAAGGUGGAGGAGGCGGCAGGUCAGCCCCCUACCAUGCCCAGAGCUCCGAGUGCCAGCAGACUGUGCCCCUGCCGUGCCCGCCGCCAUGGCAACAGACCCCCUCCCUCGCCAGCUCUGCUCCUUCCUCCCCCCCCCACCCUAACAGCCAACUGCCCCAGCUGAAACCGGAGCUGAUGCAUCUCCCCCUCCACCUUGCCCGCUGUCCCCAACCUCUCUGCAACCCCCCACCCCCCAGUGGCAAGUUCCCCAGUCAUAUGGGAGCUUGCCUGCCUGCCUACACAUCGGCCUUGACCCUGGAGCCUGCCCAGCUGAGUGCGUUUAGAGGGCCCCGGGCACUGGGCAACGCUCAGGCCGCAGCAGAGACCACCCUGGAGACGCUGGCGGAGACAGGCCCUUCCUGCUGA